Molecule: messenger RNA, 1771 nt
Organism: Neohortaea acidophila
Lineage: Eukaryota; Fungi; Ascomycota; Dothideomycetes; Mycosphaerellales; Teratosphaeriaceae
Product: kinase-like domain-containing protein
Exons: 3
Coding region: 1-1596 (531 amino acids)
Biological process (GO): mitotic DNA damage checkpoint signaling; protein phosphorylation
Cellular component (GO): cytoplasm; nucleus
Molecular function (GO): ATP binding; protein serine/threonine kinase activity
Source: RefSeq, a predicted model, not a curated record
AUGGCCACCCGUACGGCACAUGUCUCGAAGGUUCACCUCUGUAAAAGUGAAGCAUCACUGCGGAAUGGCAAGUGUACAAAUAUCUUUCCUGCGCCGCGGCGCCCCUUCUCCUUCUGCCAGAACCUCACCACGCUCGAGGUUGUCAACGCCGACAACACGCCUCCAACCCCCUUGUUCUCCCUCUUCCCUAUGAACGAUGGUGCUCGGAAGUGCAUCGAAGACCCAGCCAACGCCCAUCUGAUCCAUACUCGAUCCGACGAUUCACGCACCGGCAUCCUGCUCGAUUUCAGGAGAGCUUCGAAGACCCCGGGGUGCAUCAUCAGCUUUGGCAAGGAAGGAGACGUCUGCGUGUCGGGAAGCCGGAUAUCGGGCAUGCAGUGCCAGUUCAUCCUGAACGAGACGACACACGAGAUCAUCUCGAGAGAUCGUUCAGCAUACCAAAGCACGCUGCUGACGAACAGCUUGUCGUCGAAACAGCUGCUUCGUGGUGUCCCCCGCCAACGUGUGAUUCGCAGGCCCGACAACCUGACUAUCGGCAUGGGAGGCGUGAACGGCGAUUUGGUGAAGUUCGACCUCGCGUGGGCCUCGCUCGACGAUGAGGCCCGUUUCAAUGCAGAACAAGUUGCGCAGGACUUCGCGGAGCUGCCCAAAAAUCCACGAUUCGCAAUCACGCGCAACGAUCGAGACACCGAACGCGACCGAUACGAAAUGCGAAUGCAAACCCCCUGGGAUUCGACGAGGCUCACCCACCGGAAACUGAAGCAACUCGGGCAGGGCAGUUUUGGUAUCGUGUACCAGACCGUAGACCUGCACGCAGGCGACCACCUGGCGGUCAAGAUCAUUCGCACGGAUAAGACCCAGAGCCCAGAGACACACUGCGAUACGAGCAUCGAGAUUUUCAUGACUUUGUACGACGGCAGCCUUUCGAGUCUGCUGUGGCAGGGUCGCGAGUUCUCGAACGAUAGCCGUCUGGCCGCCGACCUGCUCAAGCAGAUGCUGAAGGGGAUUAUCUACCUGUCAGAGCAGAGCAUCGUCCACCGAGACAUCAAGCCGGCGAGUAUUCUUUUCGCGCGCAGCCCAGCAGGCCAAUACCAGUGGCGUCUUUGCGAUUUCGGACUAGCAAAGUUCGUGGACAACGAGCAAACGGAUGUCGGCUCGGGCCACUUUCGCGCACCAGAGGUGGUCUCUGGGGGCCCUCAAGGCCACAAAGUGGAUGUCUACUCCCUGUGCAUGACGAUGCUCUACGUCGUGGGGUCAGCGGAGUUGCGAAGGCUGUUUGCCGACACCACUCGGGUGCUCUUGGAGUGUGAGGAGUUUGCGGAGGCUGUGAAUGCCGCACCGAGACUUCGUCCGGGGCUGUACCAUGAGCUGGAGAAGCGUCCGACAGGCCAGCAGAUGUACAUGGACAUCUUCGGCCGGGAGGACGAGGGGCUUGGGGCUGGCUCGGAGGAAUCUGCGAUGGACGGCGUAGCAGGCAGCUCUCGAGCCCACAUCUUUGGCGAGCCUGUGCGCAAAGCGGACACGGGUCCGCGCGACGUGGUAAGACGAGGGAGAGUUGCAAAACCAGGACGCAGGGCGAGUUUGUGGCGGAAGUAAGAUUCAUCAAACCACUGCCGGCGAUUGGUGUGCUCUCAACGGUCUUCUUCAACCCAUCGCCGCUUCUUGUUCGCUACCGCUGCUCGACUUACAGCCAUCAUCUGGAGAAGAUUUGUUCAGAGCUCGCAAUAGACAUAGAAUGGGUUGAUUGCGGACAUAGCUACCUAGGUAGAUA